Drosophila rhopaloa is the source of this 1113-nucleotide messenger RNA. RefSeq lists its product as uncharacterized. NCBI's taxonomy places the organism in Eukaryota, Metazoa, Arthropoda, Insecta, Diptera, Drosophilidae. The transcript is spliced from 6 exons. Gene Ontology annotation, molecular function: serine-type endopeptidase activity. Gene Ontology annotation, biological process: proteolysis. The record is from RefSeq and is a predicted model, not a curated record. The coding region runs from base 61 to 1065 and encodes 334 amino acids.
UUGUAAGGGAGCCGUGAAGACAGCAGUCAAGGUUCUACUGUCCACGUAUCAAAAGAAAUUAUGAUUUCGGUAGCUCUAAUUAUUUUGUGCUUGUUUCCGUGCGUUCAAAAUGAGUACUUUCGCCCUUCUUAUCAAGUUCUAAUCCGUAAAAGAAAUAACUUAGGAGUUUUGGAUGAUGGCCACUGCUAUGGAAAUAUUAUUCAAAGUCGUCUUAUUUUAACUGCGGCAUCGUGUUUAUUACGUGCUACUGAAACCUCAAAUCAAAGAGAAUUUUUCAAAUCUGAGGAGAUAGCUGUAUCCUUUAAAAGCGAAGACUUGAAUGAGUUGAUAUACUUUGCUAGUGGCUUUGAAAUCUACCCUGAAUUUAAUGCGUCAAGUUUGAAUCAUGAUAUUGCGAUUGUAAGUCUAAGUACACAACUUCCCCUGGCUGAUCGAAACGAUGUUCAAUGGGUCCUGGUAGCUGACUACGAUCUUACGAAUUCACCUUUGGAAGACGGCGUAGACUCUCACGCUUGGAAAGAUUCCGUUGGAGAAAAUGUUUAUCCGGGCUUUGGUAUUGUUCAUGAGAGUAAUUUAGUUGGAAUUAUUUCGUAUGGAAUUUUGUCGGAAAAUACACACGAAUCUAUUUAUGAAAAUGGGAUUCCAAAUAGAUUUACGCAAUUAAAUCCUUACUUAAGUUGGAUAUAUGCAAUCUUACAGAAUGUAGAGAUUGCCGACAUGAAAAACAAUAACUACAGUGCAUCUCUUCCUUAUCGCCAACGAAAAAGCGCAGAAAUAGUUAAGGAACUCUUUGAACCGGAUAGGAACGAAUAUUUCCCAGACCCAGCAAAUCCCAUUAUAAAUGUCAUUGAAGCUGAGGCAGAAGAUUUAACCAACGUAGCAGAAAUCAAUACUGAAAACAUUGAAACUGAGGGAGUGGAUUUUACAAACACAGCGAGCCAAUUCAACGAAAACAUUGAAAGUGAAAAAGGAUAUUUCGUAAACGCAGCCAAUAUGUGUCAUUCCAAGGGACUUUCUACAUGGAUAUUAAUUUUAAACUUAAUUUAUAUUAAAUACCACAUGUAAAAUAUAUUCCUAAAAAACAUUUUGAUUUUGUUUCGAGAAUUUUAAAAU